UUGAUUCGGUUAGAUAUCUCCUGCAAUAAAAUAACAACGAUCCCUGUUUGUUACCGGAACCUCAGACAUUUGCAGACCAUCAUGUUAGAGAACAACCCUCUCCAGUCACCCCCUGCACAGAUAUGUAUAAAAGGAAAAAUUCACAUAUUUAAAUACCUGAACAUAGAAGCAUGCAAGAUAGCUCCAGACUUGCCUGAUUACGAUAGGAGACCCAUGGGGUUUGGAUCCUGCCAUGAAGAACUUUAUUCUAGUCGUCCAUAUGGAGCACUAGAUUCUGGCUUCAAUAGCGUGGACAGCGGAGACAAAAGAUGGUCAGGGAAUGAACCUACAGAUGAGUUCUCUGACCUCCCUUUGCGUGUGGCAGAGAUCACUAAGGAACAGCGCCUGCGAAGAGAGAGUCAAUAUCAAGAAAACAGAGGUAGCACAGUUGUAACUAAUGGUGGAGUGGAACAUGAUCUCGAUCAGAUCGACUAUAUUGAUAGCUGUGCCACGGAAGAGGAGGAGGAAGAGAGCUCACCAAUAAAGCCUGUAUCCAUCAGAGAAUUUCAGAGAACAGAGGAUACAAGACGAUAUUUACAUCAAAAUAGAUCCGAUGCUGAUGAAUUACGAAGACCUGAAACUCUAAAUUUGAUGCAGGACAGAGAGCAACACCAAGUACUGAGGAAUUAUGUGAACAGGACAGAGAGACCCUUGGCUGAUUCACCUUACUUUCUCUCUCUAUCAAGUCACCACAGUCAGGUGCCUAAUGCAGACCCUGAGCUGCACCGCAGGCACAUAGAGCGUACCCGUCGGGAAGCCCAGCUAGCAGCACUUCAGUACGAGGAGGAGAGGAUGAGAACAAAACAGAUCCAGAGAGAAGCUGUCCUUGACUUUGUUAAACAAAAAGCAUCCUUAAGUCCUCAGAAGCAAAGUCCUCUGGAUAGUGAGAAUGGCUUUGAGCCUCUCUUUGUGUUUGAGAUUGACAGUAACACCAAUACCAUUAAAAGGCGGCCAGGGACUCGCAAACAGUCGCUCUCAGGGUUGAAUCAAGAAGGCUGUGCUACUACCCUGCCUAGUGCCUCUACGUUCAGACCUGUCAAGAGUGAUGACAGAUCGACCAUCUCUCCCAGCUCACCUACCACUCAGACAGUCCACCUUUCCCCUCCAUAUCCUGGCCCUGCAGCCCCGCCUUCCUAUAGAAACCCUUGCCAGCGACCUGCGAGUUUCCUUUUCCAAGCAGCUGUCAGGGAUGAAGCAAACAAAGGUAGGUUACAUAGUUUAGAAAUGAGCUAGUUUUGUUACAUGAUACUAACAUCUGCAUUACCUAGGUUUUGCACGGUUCUGCUAUUUCAGGUCACUAUUAUCAAACUAGUUUUAGAGUUCCAUUUGUGGAUACCUGACUUUAAAUUUAGAAGAAAUACUUUCUGAAUAAGCAAUUAUUUAGAGUUGUCAAAUACUCUUUUGUCAUAGUUAUUUAAAUGUGGGAAUUUGUUCUUAGGGUUUGUGCUUACACCUAGAAGGAUAUCAAGGAAAUGCCACACAAGCUUCCAAAAAGUUAUGAAGGCAGCUUGAUAUGUUUUUCGCUUGUAGCACGUAACAAAAUUACAAUGUUUAUAGGAAGAUGGAGCUAUUUCAACAUAUUUAGUGUUUAAAAAAAUUGUCCUCUUUUUCUGAAUGAUUAUUAGCCAAUGGAAAGAACAGACUCUAAACAGAAAGCAAGAUCUGUUACAGAAACAUGUCAUUUAGAUUAUUAGAUCGUUAAGCUUGGUAGAUUAAUAAUCCAGUGAAGGAAACGGGUUUGUGAAAAGGAGUGCACUGCAUCCACCUGGCAUGUUGUGCGUGCACAUGUAAUGUAGCAGCA
This is a messenger RNA of Struthio camelus australis, 1840 nucleotides long. The record is from RefSeq and is a predicted model, not a curated record. Lineage: Eukaryota; Metazoa; Chordata; Aves; Struthioniformes; Struthionidae.